Oppiella nova is the source of this 537-nucleotide messenger RNA. Lineage: Eukaryota; Metazoa; Arthropoda; Arachnida; Sarcoptiformes; Oppiidae. The record is from the annotation of a GenBank genome assembly.
GACAGACAUCAGGCGAGGGCUAUAUUCCUAAGUUACGAACCGACCGAAAAAGCUACUAAAACCUUGAUAUUUGUUGGAAAGGGAGUCACUUACGACACCGGAGGGGCUGACAUCAAAGCCGGUGGCAUUAUGGCUGGUAUGCAUCGCGACAAGUGUGGAGCGGCAGCUGUGGCCGGACUGUUCCAGACUGUGGCUCAACUGAAACCCAAAAAUACUCGAGUGUUGGGUGUGAUGGCAAUGGUUCGCAACAGCAUUGGUCCCAAUUGUUAUGUGGCCGACGAGAUCAUCACUUCCAGAGCUGGCGUUAGGGUUCGCAUCGGAAACACCGACGCCGAGGGCCGGAUGGCAAUGGUUGACUUCGUGGCCCACUAUAGGGAACAGAUUCUCAAAGAGAAUUACGUCAAUCCCUCGAUCUUUACGAUCGCAACUCUGACCGGACACUGUUGUCUGGCUGUUGGGGACAACUACUCGAUUAUUAUGGACAACGGACCGGCCCGUCAGAUGAAAACCGCUGAAACCAUUCAAAGCGCUGGACAU